CCCAUCUACUCCCCAUUUCAUCCGUAUGAACCAUUCGCUCUCUUUAUUCAGCCUCCCGCAGCCCUAUUGUCCUUGGGAGACAAUGGCCAUGGGCCAUCCUUAGCCAUUCAUUCCUUAUUGCUACAUAAGUCCUCGAUAGAACCCAGACCUCCACGGUCUCUACUUACUUCUUACGCCUUUCCUUACCUUCCUGUUCCCCCGGACUCUUCUCUCCUAGUCUUCGACAGAGGAAAAAAAGACCACCGCCAAAACGUCUGCUUGCCAGAUACAUCUUCAAGACAAAAACCCACACAAAAUAGCAAUCUGCAGGUCAGAGGCUACGAUAGCGGUCUCAUCAAGACAUUCAUUGUGAGUCAAUAUGCAUGAACACGAGCAGCACAACGGCGAGAUCCAGUUUCCUGUACCAGACAGGACUGACCUGAACCCCGAAUCAGCAUUCGAAUACGAGGAGCCCGAGAUGCUUCCCACGAUCAAAGGUACCGGCUACCUAGUCCUCAAUGGACUUCGAGCUCUCACCCUCGUCGGCCUCGCCAUGGCCAUGGCGUCCUCUUGGAUCAUGAUUGUACUCUCAUGUCUUGGUGGACGCUUCGACUUUUUCGACUCGGCUUCCCACUUCUUCGUCUUCGCCGUCGCCAUCUUUCUCUUCAUCUCCGAGUUGAACAUUAGGUCGUUCAGAGGAUUCUUUGCCAGGAGCUGGCCUGUCCUAUGUCCGACUCAUUCACUGGUAUGGCUCGGUCUAGCCAUGGUCGUCAUGGGCUGCGCCAUCAUGGGCGAUCUGGUCAAACCGGCCUACUCCAUGGACAACCUCGGACUCGCCAUGUGGCGCCUCGUACUCGCCUCGGGCAUCCUCUCCCUUACUUUCGGCGUCUUCAACGUCGUCGCGUCGCUCAUCUUCAACACUUCUGAAGGCGAGGGCAAGAUCAGAAGACGAAUCACGGCCAGAAUGAUCCGCAGCCACGGUGACCAAGCUAAGGGCAUCAUCGAGAAGCAGGACCCAUUCCCUGACUACUACAGUAGCCAGAGCGGCUACCCCGAGGAUCUGCCACCGGCGGUGAACGACCACUACUACCCCCCGGUGGUGCAGGAGCAAGAGCAGCCGGAGCUGGACAACACCUUCAAGGCGCGGGCGCACAGAUGGACCAGGGCGGCCUUCCCCAAAAACUUUCGCAAAUCCGGCAGGUUCCCCGUCAUUAGCGAUCCCAUCCCCAGCGUUGGGGUGGUGGCGCCCACUCCUCAGAUGAACACGGACAGCAAGCGAUCUGGUGAUCAUACUGUCGACCUCGAACGCGGUGACAGCUUCCGCAGCAACCGCAGAAACAGUGGCGGGCGCUUCCCUAUCAACACCGGCGCAGGAAGAAACAACAGCCCUCCGCCCCAGAAUGACCGUUCCAGCCCCGUCUCGCCAAACGUCCAGAGACCGCCAACUGUGCUACACCCUUACUACAAUGGCGGUAGAAGGAGCCCGAGUCUGUACAGUGAUGCGAACAUGUCCCGGUUCUAAGGGUUGGUGGGCUGAGUGAUGAUGGGUCGUACAAUUUGAGAUGGGCUGGGAUAUGAGCGACGGACUUCUGUAGAUAGCUGGCAUUUUUUUCUUCUUUUUUCCCCCCCCCCUGUUCU
Molecule: messenger RNA, 1617 nt
Organism: Neurospora hispaniola
Lineage: Eukaryota; Fungi; Ascomycota; Sordariomycetes; Sordariales; Sordariaceae
Exons: 1
Coding region: 359-1501 (380 amino acids)
Source: RefSeq, a predicted model, not a curated record